AACUACAGCAGCUCUCCAUCAGAAGGAUCAUUUUGAAUCUGUUGUCGGUGAGUAUCAGAGAGACGUCCACACUCAACAAUCAUUCAAAAUGCCCAAACAAACGCAGAAAAUGGCCAAGGCCGGCAAAGGCAGAAGCAAAUGUCAAGAGGACCCGAUCGAUUUUUCCAAACUUCCUAAGGACUUAAAAACACCUGAUGAAGUCUGGAAUGCAGAGAGGGGUAACACUCGUAAAAACAAUAGAUCCAGCCGCUUUCAAGAGGAGAGAGAAAUGGAGUUGGCUGAACAAAAGUCACAGGACCAAGAAGAUCUGAAGAAGCCGCUUAAUCCCACUGCUGAUAAAACUCCUGCCGAAGAAGCUGAGUUUAUGGAGACCAUCAAGAGCCUGUCAAAAAGGCUUCUUCUAAAGGAGUAUCUGCAGCUGAGGAAGGACUUCGUAACCACCGAAGAUAAGCUGAAGAAAAAACUUCAGAAGGAGAGGACAAAGAGCGAACUUCUCCAAGAAGAGCUGGAGAAGAAGAAAGCUUCAAACACUGACGUCCAGGAGAGUGCAGAGGUCCCUGCUCAACAACAACAGGCUGUUCUCCUAAACCCUGAAACUGAGGAGAAAUUAAAGUCUCUGGAAGACAGGGUGCUGAACGACCAGAGUGUUAUCUCCAACCUGAUGGCUGAACGGGACACCCUCACACAAGAGAUGGCAGAGAUCAACAUCCUGAAGGAAGAGGCCAUCAAGAAGCAGGAGGAUCUCUUGGAGAAGAAUGAGGAGCUGAAACAUGAACUCAGCCUCAAGACAUGUCUUGACCAGGAAAACGAGGAGCUAAAACAUGAACUCAGCCUCAAGAAAUGUCUUGCCCAGGAGAACGAGGAGCUGAAAGAGAAGGUCAAAACCAGCCAGGAGGAGUUCAAUGCUGAGCUCCAGCUUGCAAAACAGAACCACAUCCUCCUCCAACAGCACUAUCAGGCUCUUAGAGUCGCAUACCAGAAGCUCGGUGAGGCGUACCAAACACAGGUCGUCACUGUCAGAAAUCAGGCUGUAAACCUUCAAAACCAGCUGAAGACGCAAGUCCAGUCAAAUGCAAACAGGAAGAGGGAAGACCAGUGGCUCAUCAGGAAGUUAAAAACUGACCUGAAAGCCCUUCGAGGAAAAACGUCAGCGACCAUCAUCUCCCAGAAAAAAUACUUCUUGAAGAUUAUAGAGGGGCUGAGCAACCAGCUCAACUCUCUGAGAGAAAUUCGAGAAAAAUACGACGACCUGAAAGAGGAAUACAAUAUCAGACAGGAGGAGUUCAACGCUGAGCUUCAGCCGGAAAAACAAAAAAAUUUGCUUCUCCAAGAGGAUCACGAGAGCCUCAGAGAGUCCUACAUAGAGCUCAGUAAAAACUAUGAAGCCGUGAUCAUAACUCUCCAACAGUGGGCUGAACUGGUCACUCAGCAGGGACUAGCCAUCCAAGUCCAGGAGGAGCCUGAGGACUCAGAGAUCAACAGUACUGAGACCGCAAUGACCCUAACACCCCAGGAAGAGCCUGAAGCAUUGACUCCAGUCAUUGAGACAGAGACUCCAGCCACUGAGACGGCGACUCCAACCACUGAGACAGAGACUCCAGCCACUGAGACAGAGACUCCAGUCAGUGAGACAGCGACUCCAGCCACUGAGACAGAGACUCCAGCCACUGACACAGCCACUCCAGCCACUGAGACAGCGACUCCAGCCACUGAGACAGAGACUCCAGCCACUGAGACAGAGACUCCAGUCAGUGAGACAGCGACUCCAGCCACUGAGACAGAGACUCCAGUCAGUGAGACAGCGACUCCAGCCACUGAGACAGAGACUCCAGUCAAUGAGACAGCGACUCCAGCCACUGAGACAGAGACUCCAGUCAGUGAGACAGCCACUCCAGCCACAGAGACAGCGACCCCAGCCAAACCGUUCUGGAAAAUGGUCAGACAUUUUCUGGGUUUUAGGAAGCCAAAGUCCUGGAAGAAGAAGGAGCUGGAGCCUACAUCAUCUCCUCACUCCCAUGGCCCCCCAUAACCCUUCCCUCCCCGUGUGGGUUUCCCCCGGGUAACUCCGGUUCCCACACAUAAAUGCAAUUACUAAAACUAAAAAAAACUAAAAUAAAACUAAACAAACAAA
Notolabrus celidotus (New Zealand spotty) is the source of this 2131-nucleotide messenger RNA. RefSeq lists its product as uncharacterized. The record is from RefSeq and is a predicted model, not a curated record. Bases 89 to 2029 code for a protein of 646 amino acids. The transcript is spliced from 2 exons. NCBI's taxonomy places the organism in Eukaryota, Metazoa, Chordata, Actinopteri, Labriformes, Labridae.